Messenger RNA from Sclerotinia borealis F-4128, 1578 nucleotides. The record is from the annotation of a GenBank genome assembly. Lineage: Eukaryota; Fungi; Ascomycota; Leotiomycetes; Helotiales; Sclerotiniaceae.
AUGCAAAAAUUAUUACCAAGGAAAGCUUCUCAGAAUCAAAGUUUUGAUAAAGCAAUUCCCAUAAUUUUACGACCUUUAUUCCGCGCUUAUAUCUUAGGUUAUACAUCCAGCGCUGGACCUAGGUUAUUAACUCUGUUCUUGGUCCACUUGAGUCGACGUCGUAAGAAUAUUGAUCCAAGACCUGAAGGUGAAGAUCAUUUUUGGAGUUCAUUGGUUGGAAUAUUAAAGGGAGGAUUGGAAUUUCAGAGAUUUCCAACUUUCUGUGCUGCUCUGAUUCCUUUACGAGAGGUAUUCAAGAGAUUAUUGGAAAUUGUACCCGUGACCACACAGUUGAGACUCACUCGCUAUCUCUCAACCUUCAUAUCAGCUUACUUCAGUCUCCAACUCCUUCAAUCCCGUCCAAGUAAAACCUUUACCGAAGAUCUCCUUUACGAAACGAAAAAUGGAAUUGAAUCUCGACCUACCAGAUUUGCUGGAAGAACAUUAGACUUGACACUUUUUGCUUUUACCCGAGCUAUCGAUUGUAUCGUCGGGGAGUUAUGGGCUAAACACAAGAGCCGACGACAGGCUUCUAGGAAAUGGUCGAGGUUGGACAAAACAAUCUCAUCCCUCACUGAUCCAACACUAUUUGCCAGUUCUUGCGCACUGAUAAUGUGGGCAUUCAUUUAUACACCUGCACGUCUUCCCCGCGCCUACAACAAAUGGAUUCAAUCCGCCGCUCAAGUAGACUCUCGUCUACUUAAAGCUCUCCGCUAUUGUCGCUAUGGUGAGCUCAAGUACGGCGUCGAAACAGGGCAAGCACAUCUCCUAGGAAAUAUGUGCAAAGACUAUGGUUUACCGGAAGAGUACGGAGACCCCACAAAAUCCAUCCCAUUCCCUUGUGAAUUAGUUCACAUGGGUUCUGGCCCAAAUUGCGAGUUUCAUGCAGUCUCGAGAUUUUAUAAAUCUUUCAUCUGGUCCGCAUCAAUGUACCUACCACUCAACCUAGCACUUCUUCUCCGAACCCCAAAAAUAUCCACAAAAUCCCUCAUCCAUGCCUUUAAAUCCUCAGCUCGUUCUUCUGCUUUCCUAUCUACAUUCAUAACCCUCUUCUAUUACGGUAUUUGCCUAACUCGUACACGACUCGGUCCACAUAUCCUCGGUACCUCUGCACAUGCUUGUCAAGCCAUCGAUUCGGGAUAUGGUAUAGGAACAGGAUGUUGGAUGUGUGGCUGGAGUGUCGUGUUGGAAACUGCAAAGAGGAGGGAGGAAAUGGGAUUGUUUGUAGCGCCGAGAGCAUUGGCGACGCUUUUGCCGAGAAGGUAUAGGUGGGAGGAGCAGUGGAUUGAGAGGGUGGUUUUUGCUUGGGGGGCGGCGGUGGUUUUUACGAGGGUGGGGGAGAAUAGUAAUGGGAAGGGGGAUCUAAGUAUUGGUGUUGGUGUUGAUGUUGAUAUUGAUAUUGGUAUUGGUGUUGGUAUUGAUAUAUAUGGAGGGAAGAUUAUGGGUGGGGGUGAGGGUGGGGUUGAGGAUGGGGAUGAAGAUGAGGAUGAGGAUGAGGAUGAGGAUGAGGAUGAAAGGAAAGGGAUAAGAAAGGGAUAA